UCUCUUUGUUCUACUUUUUCAUUUCUCCGUUUCCUCUUCUUCAUUCUUACGUGUUUUUCCAACUCAGCACUUUUUGUGAAUACAAGCCGCAUGCGUUGUUAUUAUUAUUUAUUAAUAUUGUAUUGAAAAUUGAGAAUCAGUGGAUUAUUUAUUUUUAUAUUCACCAGUACGUUACAAAUCCUCAAUUCUAAUUUAAUCAGUUUGUUUCGUACACUUCCAGUAUAAUUUAAAAAUGGUUCUAAAUACUACGGCAACUUGUCUCUUAAUUGUGGGAUUAAUUAGUAGAAGUGUUAACAGCCAGACUGUCAUUACAGCUUAUAGCAAAUCCAAACUGGAGCUCAACGAACCUAACUUCGACACUCCGGAGUACAUUUUACCAUGCAGCAGGGUCGAUCCAAAGCUUGAUUCAUGCAUACAAAACUCUUUCAAUCACUUAAGGCCCUACCUAGUGAAAGGUAUUGCAGAUUUGGAGCUGCCUCCGAUAGAACCCCUCUCAAUUCCAGAACUCGGAAUGAACAAUGGACAGGGUGCUGUUCGUGUAAGCGCACUUUUUUCCAACAUAACAGCACUUGGUCCCGGAAACUAUUCUGUCACAAAAGUCAGAGUUAAUAUAACGACAUUGAGGCUCGAUCUUCACUUGAAAAUUCCGAAAAUAGAGCUGCAAGGUCAUUAUGAAGUGGCGGGAAACGUUCUGCUUUUUCCAAUUCAGAGCCAAGGAGACUUUUGGGCAUUCUUUGGUGAAGUAGCAGCCAUUGCCCGUGUGCAGGGCGUAGAAGAAAUUCGAGAUGGAGUUCGCUAUAUGAAAAUCGCUCGACUGCUUGUUGACUUCAGUUUGGGACGUGCACGGUUCCGUGUUGUGGAUCAAUUGAACGGUAAUAACGUUAUUGGUCAAGCAAUGAAUCAAUUCUUAAAUCAAAACGCAAAGGAGAUAAUCGAGGAGAUGAGGCCAGCUGCGAGUUCUAGCAUUGCCAAACAUUUUCAAUCAUUUUUGAAUACCGCAUUUACAAAAGUUCCAAUGAAAGUAUGGUUGCACGACAAUUAAUUUUCCCAGAGUUAAAUUAUCAGCACUUCGUUUUAUAACCGGCGAAAUCGCAGGAACGUUUCAACUGUAACCAUGUUUCACGACCGUACGAUAGAAAUCUAUAGUCUGCGAUGGACUCGAUACGACGAUACUGCAAAAAUCUCGUGCACCAUGAAAACACGAAGCGUCCCAAGGACGACUGCCUUCUGCAUUUUUCCCCCAAGUGUAGGUGUGUGUGCGUAUGUGUAAGCGUAGCUAUAUUGCGUAAAAAGUGAGUGAGGGGGCAAUCGCCACCUAUAAAUAAGCAUUGGUUUGUUAACAAGUUUUGAUGGUUUUAGGUACUAAGUAUCUGUACACUAGAGUGUUCCAAAAAACGCUUUUCGAGCUACAGAGCAAGUGAGUCCCCCCUCCUCCCCAGUUUACACUUCCGGAAGAUAUAAAUCCGGAUUUUUUUCAAAAUUCAAAUAUCAACACGUGUCACCUAUCACUUCAAAAUCCCAUUUGAUAAGCAUAGAAAAAUUUUGGAUUUAAAAAAAUUGAACUAAUGCUCUAAUGUUUCAUUGAAACAUGCUAAGUUUUUUAGGAAUUUAAUAGAAGUGCCUGCAAAAUAAGCACAUACUAAUACACAUCUCUGGCAUAACUUUUAGAAAUUGUUCAAAUAAAGAAUAAUUGUUUAAAUAAAU
Molecule: messenger RNA, 1704 nt
Organism: Belonocnema kinseyi
Lineage: Eukaryota; Metazoa; Arthropoda; Insecta; Hymenoptera; Cynipidae
Product: protein takeout-like
Exons: 4
Coding region: 233-1042 (269 amino acids)
Source: RefSeq, a predicted model, not a curated record